This is a messenger RNA of Plasmodium relictum, 2412 nucleotides long. Its product is annotated as conserved Plasmodium protein, unknown function. The record is from RefSeq and is a predicted model, not a curated record. The coding region runs from base 1 to 2412 and encodes 803 amino acids. The transcript has a single exon. NCBI's taxonomy places the organism in Eukaryota, Apicomplexa, Aconoidasida, Haemosporida, Plasmodiidae.
AUGAAAUUACAAUAUCAUAUUUUAUUUAUUAUACUUUUAACGGAAGAUAUAUUCUGUUUUAAAAACGAUGAUUCUUUUAAAAGCACAUCACAUAUUCCUAAUUUAAAUAAAGACAUUUUUUACGAUACAUUCGUAGGAAAUUGUUUGAAGAAUAAUAAAGAUGAUAAUAACUUACCAACAAAUAUAUUACAAUCAUUAUUUUGUUCUCUUAAAAAAUUAUUUUACAAAGAAAGUGAGAUAGAAAAAGACAUUAAGGAUGUUAGUGAUCAUAUGAAAGAAAUGAAAGAAGAUAUAUCAAAAAAUUCUAGCUAUUGGAGUAACUUAUUUAAAAAAUCUGCGAAUGAAGAAUUACAUGAAAUUGAUAAAAAAAGUAGUGAACAAUUAAAAAAAUUGAAAGAAAGCACGGAUAAUAGUAUUUUUUCUCCUAAAAUAUUUAAUUUUGUUUCAAAUCAGGAAGUAAAAAUAGAAGAGAGAAAAAGUAUAGAUACAGAAAAAAAUGAAGAAAAAAAACAUCCAUGGUUCUAUUCAACAGAUAGUAAAAAUAUAGAACAAAAUAAAGGAGAAUAUUCUGGAUUAUUAAAAGGAAAAAAUAGUUUUCUUAAUAUUUUUCGAAAUGAUGAUAAAAAGGAAAAUGCAUCUAAUAACACAACUAAAGAAAAUGAAAGUCACUGGUGGUUUGACAGAAAAAACACAGAAAAUGAACAAGAGAAAAAUGAUGAAGUGGAUAAAAAAGAUUUAAGUAAUAAUAAAGAAAGAAAAUUUCUUUUUGGUUUUUUUAGUAAUAAUAAUGAAAAUAAAAACAUAGAAGAAAAAAAGGAAGAAAUAAAAAAUGAUCAAGAAAAAACACAGAAACAAGGAUUUCUUUUUUUUAAAAAAGAUAUAAAUGAAGAAAAAAAAAAAUUAGACUCUGAAAGUCCCACUGAACAAGAAUAUAGAAAAAUAUUACCGUGGAAUACAACACAUAGUAAAGAAGAAGAUAAAAAGGAAAAUAAUAAUGAACAAAAUACAUAUUGGUGGCAAAGAAAAAGAGUUUCAUCAAAUGAAAAUAUAAAAGGUGAUGAAACAAUGCAAAGUAAUAUAAAUGAUCAAGAUAACAAGAUGGAAGAAAAAAUAGAAAAAGAGAAUCAUUCCAUUUUUAACUUUUGGAAGAGAGAAAAUAAAAAUAGUAAUGAUAUAGAAACAAAAAAAAAAGCAGAUACAAAUUACAAUGGAGUUAUUUCAGAAGAAACUGAAGAAGAAAAGAAAAAAAAAGAAAAAUCAUUUUUUAACAAAUAUGAAAUUCAUGAUGAUAAGAAUUUAAAAUUAGAUGAUUCUGAUAGUGAAUAUAAGAAAUCGGAUGAAAUAAAAACAGAAAAGGAUGAUUCACAGAAAACUCAAUUAAAUUCUUUAAAGAAAUAUUAUGAUUUAAAUCAAAAUGGUAAUGAUAUAAAUUAUUUAUCAUUUUUGAACUCAGAGCAUGAAUAUGAAGAAAAUGUAGAUUGCCAUCCUUUAAUAGUAUUUAAAGUAUGCUUAAAUAAAUGCUAUAAAUCGUUAUCCAAUGAAAAUGAAGAAUUUUCUGAUAAAAAUGCUUUAUCAGUUAAUGAUUUUAAAUAUCUAGAAAAGUGCAUUCUAAAAUGUAAAAAACUAAGUUUUGAUUAUGUUCAUGGUGGAUGUAUUCAAAAAAAUGGAAAUGUAUUAAAUAAAAGACAAAAUUAUAAAGAUUACUUAGAAGAAAUAGAUACAUAUAAUUUAAAAUUAGAAGAAUAUCCAUCGACUUUUUCAGAUUUUACUUUUCAAGAAAAAUACACUGAUAACAAAAAGAGGAUUAAGGAAUCAAAAAAUAUUAGACUGGAAAAUAAGUUAAAUGAUACAAAAGAGAGUAAAAAUUUUAGCUUACUUGAUAUAUCAAAAGAAGAAUUAAGUACUCAUGUUUUUGAUAAAGAUAAUAGUGAAAAAAUAAAAAAUUUUAUGAGAAAUAAAGAACUCAAUACAAGUAAUAAUAUAACGGGAAAAUCUUUUAAUUUUUUUAAAUCAUUCAAAAAUGAAAAGGAAGAUGAAUCCAAUGAUGAAAAAUUAAAAGAUGAAACAUUUAAAGAAUAUAAUGAUAACAAAUUAGAUUUGAAUAAUAAUGAUUCUGAUAAAAAUAAUCAAUCAAAUGAUUACAAUUAUUUAUCAACUAGCUUUUUUUUAAUUUUACUGCUGAUAACAUUUUUUGUUUAUUUGUCUGCAUUUACAAAUAUAAUAAAUCAAUUUUAUGUAUCAUUUAAAGAAAAAGUAUGCUUAUUCAUUAAAGGGCAUUAUAAAGCUACAUUCGAUAAUGUUUACAAAGAGUCAUCAGAAUCUUUUCUAAUAAAAAAACAAAAUAAUAAUUUUCGUAAUUCAUACGAAAACUUAUAUCAUUCGUUCCAUGAAAAGCCUUAUGACAUUGCAUAA